AUGUCACCCAACCAUCCCCUCCUCCUCACAACCCUCCUCCUUCUCCUCUCCACAGCCGCCGCCGCAAAGUCCCCACCGCCGACGCCGCUGGUCCAGCGCAUCUGCAAGACAACCACCGAUUACCCCUUGUGCGUGGAGGCGCUGUACGCCGACGACCGGACCCCAGAAGCCGACCGCUACGUGAUGGCGUUCAUCUCCGUGGGCCUGGCCUACACCAACGCCACAGGGACCCGGUCCUACAUCUCGGGCCUCGCCAAGGACCACACGGGCCGGGUCGACCGGAUGCGGCUGGACCGGUGCGGAUCCGACUACGACGCCGCCAUCUCCCGCCUCGAGAUCGCCUACAACGACUUGAACUCCGAGACGUACUUCGGCCUCGCCAACCUGUCCGGGGAGGCGGCGCGGAACGCCACCGACUGCCAGGCUGUCUUCUCCAAGUCCACGUGGCGGCCCUUGGGGAACCGGAACCGGGUCUUGCUAGUUUUGUGCCAGGUUAUUGCUUACAUUGGCAAGUCCUUCACCGGCGGGGGAGAUUAG
Messenger RNA from Linum tenue, 537 nucleotides. Lineage: Eukaryota; Viridiplantae; Streptophyta; Magnoliopsida; Malpighiales; Linaceae. The record is from the annotation of a GenBank genome assembly.